GCGUCUUGGCCCUGCCUUCUCCCCGUCUACCGGCAGAGGUCGACCCUGCUUCUCCGGCACCGAGUUGGCUCCGAAGCGAAGCGGCGGGAGCUCUUGACAUCACAUCCAAGCUCCUCCUGCGCACGACCCCUUCCAGCUCUUCAACUCCCCCCUUUCUCUCCCCCAAACAAAACAUUUCCGCUGGCGAGAGUCGGCCGUAAACCUAGGCGGGCAGGGCUGGGGAGGAACGGGAGAGGUCAAGAGCAGAAGUCGACUCGAAGCCGCCUCAGCAGAGCGCGAAGCCCGUCUCCCCGGGGGUUUUUCUGUCGGCUGGCAGGAGACAGAAGCCGCUUCGGCCGCUCUCUUCCAGAAGCCCCGCCGGGACCGAAGAGGCGCCCCUUUGGCCAGGCUCGCCAGCCGAAGUCCUCCCGGUUUUCCCUGAGCAGCCGGGGGCUGCCAAGAGGCGUGAGGCGAGGCAGGCGGACCACGGGCUCGGGGGGGCCGCCAGCUCCGCGCCGCGCCGCACAGGCGAAAUGCCAGCCUUGGGGUUGCAAAGGUGAGAGGCGCUCGCCCACCUUUGCUCGGCUUAGCGCGCCGAGCGGCGUGUGUCCCCACGCGCCUCCCCCCGCGCGCGCUCGCUCGCCCCCAUGCAGACACGCGCACGGGGGGGCGAGCCGGAGCCGCCGAAGAUGGCAAUGUCUGUGAUCCAAGCGUGCCGCAGUCUGGCUCUUUCAACAUGGCUGCUUUCCUUUUGUUUCGUGCAUCUGCUCUGCCUGGAUUUCACCGUGGCCGAAAAAGAAGAAUGGUACACGGCCUUCGUGAACAUCACUUAUCCAGAUCCCGCCGGCGGCGGCGGCAGCGGCGGCGGCAGCGAGCUGCGUAGCGAAAAAACGGAGUGUGGCCGCUACGGGGAACACUCGCCCAAAAAUGAGGUCUGGGGGCAGGUGGUGAUGACCUCGGCGACCGCUGACAGGCAAGCUUGCGACCCUAACGCUAGGUUCGCCGUGCCGGGCUCCGGCAAGCUCUGGAUCGCCCUUGUCCCUAAAGGGAACUGUACUUACAAGGACAAGAUUCGGCACGCCGCCUCUCAAAACGCCUCGGCCGUGGUCAUCUACAACGUCGGUUCCAGCAAUGCCAACGAGACGAUUACGAUGCCCCCCGCAGGUAUUGAUGAUGUGGUGGCGAUAAUGAUCCCUGAGCCAAAGGGAAAAGAAAUAGUAAGCCUACUGGAGCGGAAUAUUACUGUAAUGAUGCACAUAACGGUGGGAACCCGUAACCUGCAGAAGUAUGUUAGUCGUACUUCUGUGGUGUUUGUAUCCAUCUCCUUCAUUGUGCUGAUGAUCAUCUCCUUAGCAUGGCUGGUCUUCUACUACAUUCAGAGGUUCAGAUAUGCAAAUGCCAGAGACAGGAAUCAGCGCCGUCUUGGAGAUGCUGCAAAGAAAGCAAUUGGCAAACUCCAAGUCAGAACAAUAAGGAAAGGAGAUAAGGAAACUGAGUCUGAUUUUGACAACUGUGCAGUGUGUAUUGAGGGUUACAAACCAAAUGAUGUUGUCAGGAUCUUGCCCUGCCGGCAUCUCUUUCACAAAUCUUGUGUAGAUCCCUGGCUCCUAGAUCAUCGUACCUGCCCUAUGUGUAAAAUGAACAUACUAAAAGCACUAGGGAUUCCGCCUAAUGCAGAUUGUGUGGAUGACAUCCCUCCGGAUUUUGAAGCUUCUAUAGGAGGGCCCCCAACCAAUCAGAUUACAGGAGCUAGUGAUAUCACUGUGAAUGAAAGCUCCAUAGCAGUAGAUACUCCUAUCCGGACAGUUGGAGUAUUACAAGUUAUUCAGGAUGCAGAUCCCCUUCCACAGGCUGGGGAAAGUAACAAUACCACAAGCAGUGAGCAAGAACCAGCAAUAAGUAGUGAUUCAGAUAUUUCUUUGAUUAUGGCAAUGGAGGUUGGACUCUCUGAUGUGGAGCUUUCCACUGAUCAAGACUGCGAGGAGGUGAAAUCCUGAAAAAAGGAAACCAUCGAAACAUCCUUCUACUAAAUGAACAGGCAGUAGCGGGAAGAAAAAAUCAGUUGUGGUACACACAAUUAUCCAUAUACAUAUGUGCACAUAUGUAAGAUUUGGGUCAGUUGUAUAUACAUGAAUACCCAUAUACACACGUGCACAUAUGUAACUGCAAAGGCAUCUGGAACAUUAUGCGAACUCCAGUUAAUUCCAUUCUGGGAUGGUCAUGAAAAGCAAUAGUUACAGAUAUGUCUGCCUGGAUGCAGUUUCAUUAUCAAUUACAUUUGUUCAUUUCAUUGAAAAUGGAAAUUGAAAAUGGAAAUUUAAAAUGUAUUGUUCUAAUCCAUGUGCCAGAAGAAUAUGCCCUUGCUUGAUGGCUUAGAACCAUAUAACUGAAAUGAAGUCCUCUCCCCCACACACACCUUUGUUUUUUAAAAGAAAAGAAAGAAAAGAAAGAAAAGGAAUACCAUAAGAGGAUUAUAGCUGACAUUGAUGGACAUUAUUUUUCUUUCUUCUCAAUAACCCAAGCUUAUUCAAGUAUUCAGUUCAGAGAUCUGAACAUUAUGGUGGGUCACAAAAAUGUAUGAAUGCCAGGCAUUUUCUACAUGAAGAAAGCAUGGCUUCAGGAAGAAAUGGUGCUUCCAACUUUGACUUGAUUUGAAGACUCUUUUUAUUAAGAUAUUAAUAUCGGCCCUUGGAGAUCUGUGCUUCCAGGGUCUUCCAGACAAGAGAACAGAGACUGGUUUGAUUGAAGUUGGCAAAUUGCUAUUUAAUCCUGCUGGGUCCCACUCUGAGCUUUAGAACGUUGGUGUACAACUUCUGAGUGAAAGAAGAAGCGUGAAGACAACAAUCAGGAUGAAAUUAAAGGUCAACCAAUAUAUGUGGCCCUUUGUACCACUAUAUCAGGGGUCUCCAAC
Ahaetulla prasina is the source of this 2890-nucleotide messenger RNA. It is a transcript of the gene RNF150, whose product is annotated as ring finger protein 150. The transcript has 7 exons. The record is from RefSeq and is a predicted model, not a curated record. The coding region runs from base 627 to 1976 and encodes 449 amino acids. Lineage: Eukaryota; Metazoa; Chordata; Lepidosauria; Squamata; Colubridae.